Molecule: messenger RNA, 888 nt
Organism: Serendipita indica DSM 11827
Lineage: Eukaryota; Fungi; Basidiomycota; Agaricomycetes; Sebacinales; Serendipitaceae
Source: the annotation of a GenBank genome assembly
AUGGUGAUGCUCUUGAGCACGUUUCCAAGGUCUGCGGACGCUGCAGAUAAUCAGCACUGGCUUGACCGCAAAGGACCAGCCGGUUACUUCAUCCUCAAGUUUGGUAAAGGAGACCUCGUUGAUCCAGAUCAGCUCGACAAAGGAGGCAAGUUGAAAGCUACUGAAUACGUCAUAUUCAAAAAAACUCUUCACCAUGCCGCAUCCAUGUCCUCCCGCGGAACUAAAUGCUACCUCACAAUUGUAAGGCCCGAAAUCGAGUCUCCUGGUUUCGCUUUGCGCUCGCCUCAAGAAGUCAUCCCGCGAUUACGGCUACUGAAGACAUCAUGGCAGCAUGUAGCCAGAACGCCUGAGGCACAUGUCUUCCGCGAGUACAACAAGCGCCAUAUCGAGAAGAUGUGGUCCUCAUUGGAUCAGCCCAGCCCAAACCUCGUACGGAUUCAUCUCGAACUUCCAUGGAUGCACAAGGAAGCCUCAUACGAAGACGAUGUCCUCUACAAGGUGGCAUUCCCGUGUGUCGACGCGCUGGAGGAGUUUGAAUGCAACUUUCCUCUCGAGUUGGACGGCCUCGAGCGUAUCCACGCUCACCUCAAAGACUUCAAAUUCUUCUUGGAUCGCUUCUCGUUCGUCGUGAAUGUUCACCUCCUAAAACUCGAAUACCUCUCUCUAGAUGGUACUGUCCCACAGUUCAUUACAAACAUCCUCACGGCCCCUGCACUCGAAUACUUGACCUUCAUCUAUUACGGAUGGUGGAGCUACCGGAUAAAGCAGAGCUCUACACUAGCGUCAAGAAGUUGGAUUGGCGCGUCGGUGACUGGUGCGUGCAUCCAGGGUCCAAGCAAAUGCCGAUCGAAACGGUUGCCUAUCCCGAUGCCGACUUUCGAAGCAUGA